GAAUGUGAAGCCAGGCUCGCUGAACUACGAGUGGCGUGAUGUGAGAAAACUUUGGUGAAAAACUGAGAAAUAUCCCUUUGAUUCAGGAAAUUUUCAGUAUUUAGUAACCCAGAAGCUUGUGGCGCCCCCUGUUAUCAUGCGGCCCUGGAAAGUGAGCCAUACGGACCCAUAUGAGAAUGCCAGUGAAUUCGGAUCUAAAUAAAGCAUGCCUUUUCUUCCGCCUUUCUACUUCCCUCUACAGCUCUGCACAAACAGCCCGCAAAUUUGAUGUGUUAAACUUCCUCCUUGAAGGCUCGCGCACACACUUGUCAAAGCGCAUCCUCCCAACCCCCUCCCUCUGCUGCUUGCUGCUCUGCCUCUCGGUCUGUUCCUUUAAAAACCAGCAAGCCCACGCCUCGAAAAGCGGCUUGUUCCGGCUUGCCCCUGUACAUAUCUUUUAUCCUUGCUCGCCACAUGAAAAUAGUGCCCUCCUCGAUAGCUGCGCACCACCAUCUAUCUGUGCUAGGCCCACGAACGACAAUCUCAUCCAUUAGCUCGGAGUAUGAAUGAUGCGUAGCCGCGCAGCAGCAGCGGCGGCUCCGUGCCAGUGCAGCCCGAUGCUGCUGGUGGUGGAGAGUCUGAAGCGCAGCUCUGGCACCAUCACCGCAGGCGGAGCGAUACCAUCAUCUCCUCUCAGCGUUGGUUUGUGAAGCAUAGGGUGUGUGGCUCAGAGUACCUGAGCUUCCGUCACGCGCGGUGGGAAAUACGUGCAGAGGAGCGCAACUGGACCAGAUAGCGCGCCUACUUGUAGCAAAUGCGCUGAUAUGCGUUACCAGAUCAUUCUAGCGCCAGGAAGCAUCCAUCUGCUGCUGCUAUUUUGAAACUGAUGAAGAUUUUUGUUGUUGUUGUUGUGGGUGACCAGGAAAUGUUUACUCUGAUGUUUUGGUGUGCUUGAGCGUUUUCGUUGGCACUGGCAAAAGCGUGCUGUGGCCAGGGCUCGUGACAUGCAUUCCCCCUGAGCUUGGUGACGCCUCCUUCAGCAGCACGGUGGCAGGAUGCCGGUGCAGGCGGCCCAGUGGACAGAGUUUCUGUCCUGUCCCAUCUGCUACAAUGAGUUUGACAGCAGCGGCCACCAGCCCAUCAGCUUGGGCUGCUCCCACACGGUGUGCAAAACGUGCCUGCACAAACUGCACCGCAAGGCCUGCCCCUUCGAUCAGACGCCCAUCAGCACGGACAUCGACCUGCUGCCGGUCAACUGCGCCCUGCUGCAGCUGGUUGGAGCACAGGUCCCAGAUGUUCCUCCUGUGAGUCUGAGCAGUGCAGCAGAUGUUGAGCACUAUGACCUCUGCCGACUGUGUGUAGAAGAGCUGGCUCUCUACCUGAAACCUAUCAGUGGUGCCAAAGGUGUGGCGAACUUGAGUCCGAGCGUGCUCAGUAGGCCCAUGCAGAGAAAGCUGGUUACUCUGGUGAACUGUCAGCUGGUAGAAGAGGAGGGUCGUGUGCGGGCGGUCCGGGCAGCCCGCUCACUGGGGGAACGGACUGUAACCGAACUCAUCCUGCAGCACCAGAACCCCCAGCAGCUCUCUGCUAACCUCUGGGCAGCGGUGAGGGCGCGGGGCUGCCAGUUUUUGGGUCCUGCAAUGCAAGAAGAUGCACUGAAGCUGGUUUUACUAGCUUUGGAGGAUGGUUCUGCUCUGUCUAGGAAGGUGCUGGUGUUGUUUGUGGUCCAGAAGCUUGAGGCCCGGUUCCCCCAGGCAUCCAAAACCAGCAUAGGCCACGUGGUGCAGCUGCUGUACAGGGCCUCCUGCUUUAAGGUGACUAAGCGGGAUGAGGAUUCCUCCCUAAUGCAGCUGAAGGAGGAGUUUCGAACGUAUGAGGCGCUAAGGAGAGAACAUGACGCUCAGAUUGUCCACAUUGCCAUGGAGGCAGGCCUUCGAAUUUCUCCUGAGCAGUGGUCCUCUCUCUUAUAUGGAGACCUAGUCCACAAAUCACACAUGCAGUCCAUAAUUGACAAGUUGCAGUCUCCAGAAUCAUUUGCAAAGAGCGUUCAGGAACUGACUAUUGUUCUGCAGAGGACGGGAGACCCAGCCAACCUCACAAGCCUUAGACCACACCUAGAGCUACUGGCCAACAUAGACCACAACCCAGAUGCCCCUCCGCCGUCCUGGGCAGAGCUGGAAAGCGUGAUGCUGGCUGUAAAGCUGGUGGUUCAUGGACUGGUGGAGUUCAUACAGAACUUCAGCAAAAAGAGCCAUGAAACUCCACAGCCCCAGGCCAACAGCAAAUAUAAGACCAGCAUGUGCAGAGAUCUUCGUCAGCAGGGAGGCUGUCCCAGAGGAACCAGCUGUACAUUUGCGCACACACAAGAUGAGCUGGAGAAAUUCAGACUGAGGAACAAGAAGAGCGGCAGCGUGGUCCGGCCAUUCUCUUUAGCCAGCAAAGGCCUCAAAGAUGCAGAAGAAAACAUGGAGGAAGCUUCCAGCAUGACAAACCCGCUGCUGAUCUCUAGAGGGUCAGGCGGUGUGGAAGAACUGAAAAGAGCUUUGACGAAUGGAACCAGUGGGGCUAACGGGCCUAACAGAACCAAAUCAGGGUCCACAGAGCUGAAGCCCAUGUCCCCUCCCAGGACUCCAGUCAGCCACUCUUCAGCUUCCUCUCCUUUGAGUUCUGCAGGUGGUGCUGAUGUCAGCGCUCCUCUUCCUCGACAUGGUCAGUUCAUCAUCUCCUCUCCUCACCCUUCUCAGGCAUCAGAGCUAUACUACCAGGAACCUCACCCUGGUUAUGACACGGGGCACUUUCAGCCAAACUCAGGUUCUUACUAUCCAUCUGCUCUUCACCCUCCUCACAAAUCCUGCAUGGCUCGGUUCCUUCGGUCCUCCAAUGUCCAGGAAUCCUCGCUGCCGCCUUCGUCUGGCAUUUCCUCUUACCACAAUGACCACCAGGCUCCUCACCCAGCCUCAUCCCCUUCAUCAGGGUUUCCCCCUAGAGACCAGAUGGGAGCCCCCACCUUCCAUCCCCAUCCAGGACAGGGUCAAUACAGACAUUUGGCUCCUGUGCAUGGUGUUUAUGCUCCUCUUUAUGACAGCAGGAGAGUAUGGAGGCCUCAGCUGUACCACAGAGAGGACGCCAGGAGUAACUCACUGCCUCCAGAAGUUCUUCACUCCUCUGUCUACCAGCCUCCACUCAGGGAGCGAUUCAACUCUCUAGACAGUAACUACUGCUCUGGAGCGGAGCACCGUGCUGGGCUGCACAGGGACUAUGGACGGGUUCCCCUGGGAUAUGAGGAUCUAUUUAGACAGAAGCAGGAACACUGGACUCACAUCCACCACCAUCACAAUCCCAACAGGCCCUCCCAGUCUUCCCCCAUAUUCACCACUGAUUUUGGAGCAGAGCAUGUAGAAAGCAGUGCAGGUCAGUGUAUGGGAUGUAGGUUCAGGGGCGAGGACAGUUUGGCCCGUUACUGUCCGUGGUCCUGCGGUUCUGCCGGGCCCAGCCUUAGCCCCUUUGAGUCUGAACCUCUCAAACACACCCCAGCUCACUCCCAUUCCCACUCGGAGCAUCUGGAAGUAGACUGUAUUGAAGGAGGCCAAGGUGUUGUUAGCGGCACAGGAAAACGAUGGCCGCACUUGUUGGAUCACUACCGACGUUUGAAAGAGGAAGAUCCAAUUAUUCCCUUCAGUGAGGCGCCCAUCAUCUCAAAGUGGGGUGCCAUUUCUAGGGCAUCACGCACAGGUUAUCAUACCACUGACCCCGUCCAAGCUACGGCCUGCCAAGGUAGCACCAGCACCACAGCAAUAAACUUCAAAGAUUACAACCACCACUUUGAUCACGGCGACUAUAGGUGGAGCUCCAGAGGAUCAGACUCCUCUAGCCACUCCAGUUUCCUCGAGAGUGAGCAUCUUUGUGCAACGGAGCUGAAUGGCCAUCGAACUUCAAUAAGCAGUGGAGAGAAAAUUGUGUUGGACCACCUGCAAGCCCACCAGACAACCUUCCAACGGGAUCAAAACCGAACAGAAAGCGAAUCUGACCCGGAUCGAGACAUUGAGCUUGAACUGCGAGCGCUUGACAUGGAGGAUUCAGAGCACCAUGGGAUCAAGUCUCAGGAGUGUUUAGAUCUGUCCAACCCCGAGUCUCAGGAUGCUUCCCACCUCCUCCCACCUCCCUGCUCAUCUCCUCUGUGCUCCUCCCCUGUAGAGGAGCACACCCAGUCAGAAAGUCUACUGACAGAGAAAAUGGAUCCACUCCAGCUAAAAAAGAUGGCCUUUAGGAAAUCUCUGUCCCCUAUAGUGCUGGGAUCAGGAAGUCUGGGCAUCAGUAAGCUGGUGCUACGAACCGGACCUCCACAACUACGCGACUCCUCCACCAGGACUCAUCCUGAGACGCCUGGGAAGGAGAUGCUGCUCAAUUGAAACUAAAGGAACACACAAUCUGUCCUGCACUGAUCAAGAGCUGAGUCACUUCUUCUCAAACAAGAAUCUUUUACAACAGGGAAUUCUUUUUUUUUUCCAAUUUGAAUAGGUGAAGGUGUUUUUUGACAUCUAACCAAUCACCUAACAGAACCUUUGACAUGCAGUGAUUUAAGUGACUGAAGCCAAUGAUCUUCCAGAGCUUCACUCUUGGACUUGGGGACUAAAUUUCUUAUGCUCCAGUAAAUUCUACAUUUAUUUACAGCGUAUCCAAUAACAGGUCAUGUUUUCACCACAUUUUUCAAUGUGUGGUUGCUUUUUAGCGUGUGCCUUUGAAGAGUUACUUCCCGUAAAAGCAGGCAUCAAUGAGAAUUUAGGAUCUAUACAGUUUCUUGUAGGAUAAUUUAUUCUCUUUUAAAUCUUGAAACGUUGGUCAGUUAUUUUCUGCUUUUUUUCAGUAUUUCCUAAUAUUUUGUGUUUGCUCUCUCUCUCUCUCUGGACAGCUUCAUGUGGUCACAGCUUUGUGCCAUUUGGCAAAGUGGCCUUUUUACAUUUUUCGGUGUCUCUUUGUUCCAUAGUAUGCCUUAUUUCAAAGGAAGGGAUAGAAAACAUAACAAGACGUGCUGUGAAACAGACUGCUUCAGGAGAUACUAACUAUCCACAGUUAUAACCCUCUAAGGACUUUUUCAAUAAAACUAUUAAUAAACUGUUAUUGAGCACAUAGAAAACACUUUAUCUCAACAUACAAACCCUGCAGAAAGGGUUUUCCUUGCAAAGAUUAAUGUUUAUUUGAAGGAUUCUUUUUAUCUUUGCACCUGUAGUUUUUAUCCUCAGCUAGUUGAUCCCUUCAGAUCAUAGCCUAACUAGUGCAUUAUGCAUUUAUAAUUUCUAACAAGUGAAACAGAAAUUCUAAAUUGCACUCUGUUAUUUUUAAUAUUAAAAAAUAAUUCACAAAAAACAAUUGGGCUGAACUGAUCAGGUUUUCAGAUUGAGGGUAUUUCUGAAAAUUUGAGAAAGUACACAGCUAAUUCAGCCAAUAUUUAAAGAACAGAGAGAAAAUCUAAAAUCCACUGAUAACAUGACUUUUAAUGAGUCAUAAGAUAUCUAUACAGACCUCUGACUGUCACAGGACACGGUGCCUGUCAAAAACCCCGUUUGCAUAUAUUCUUUGAUGGUUGUAGGUUACAUAGUUUAAUUUAAGUCAUGCUUAUCUUUCUUUUUGUAGAAAUUCUUUACAAUUACUUUUUUUUCCAAUGUUAGCAUUCAUGCACUUAUAAACAAGGACAUUGGUUUGCUUUUGAAGCAGAAAUGAUCAUUUAAGUAAACAUAAAGCAGUCAAAUGCACAAAGAAACUGUGCAGAGAAACAAUAGUGCAAACAAGGGCCUCUCUUUCCUUGACUUUUUUAAAUCAACCUCCUUAUAGAGUUGUUGAUUUUACUCAUGAAAUUAUUUAUAAAAAAUGUUCAUUUUGUAACCCAGUCCAUUUUAUCUGCUGUCUGUACAAUAGUCACAAUUUGUGCUGGAUGUUUUUAAAGGUGAUGUCAACAAAAGGAGAGGAACACCACCUGUUGUUUAUCACUGUUUGCAAUCACUGUUUAACUUCUCCAAAACAUUUGGAUUAUUCUUGUUUUAGUGAUGCUAACUUCUGUGAAGUUGUAUGUUGAGGUAUUUUUGUAUCUGGAUCUUUGUUUUUCAUGUUUCCUCUUUUGUCGAUUGCUGGCUUUAAGGUCGGUUCGCUAUGACCUACUAUACUGGAGUUAACAGUUAACUUCCAUACACCAAGACCCCCUCAAGUCUGUUUAAAUCAUUUCUGAAGGGAAUUAAGUGAAAUUAUAUUAGAAAUGUUUCAGGCUUUGGUAGUAAUUUCCUCUAAGGUUCUCACUUUUACAGGGUGGGCCAGAAGUUUAAGUCAUCAAUCACUGAUUCAUUUUGGACUUUUAUUGAUGCAUUUCAAGAGUUUCUACUGUGGACUUUUGAACUAAUAAUUUCAACUAAUUAUAAAAACACAUAUUUGGUGCAGGACCUUUAGUUUAAGCCAUAUAAGUUCGAAAUUAGAUCUACAAGAUGUGAGAGAUCUCACAUCUUUAAAUUUAUCUGGUAGGAUCAAUUUUGCAUGUCUCACAUAUGUAACUGUCAGGCAGUUUGAGCUUAACUUAUCUAAAUGUUUGGCCACUCUUCUUAUCAGAAACUGUAUUCAGAAUUCAGAAACUGUAAUUUUAUUUUAUUCCACAGUUCAUAAUUUUCCUGGUUGAGAUCAGACCAGGAGCUUAAUGUUAGCUUGUUUUAUCCAUUCUAUAAACAAUUUUACUCCAUGUUUCAAAGCAGUUAACUGUGACCCAAAAUGUUAAGGCAGAUGAAAAAAAACAUCAUUUUUGAAGUAGUUUUGGAAUGGAUAGGUCAGAGUAAUAUUUAGUUUCUUUACAAGGGCUUAACCUAAACUUGAUUGACAGUUAGUAGAUUUUACUUUAGAGCUUAAUCAGUGGCAGAAAACAUCUAAGUUGAAUAAUUUCUGAUAAGAACAGUGGUCGAAUAACCAGCUUCUACUUGUUCAACUUACUAGAGUAAUCUUAUUAGUGGGUUUAAGUUUAACCCUGAUUGCUCUUGAGGAAAUCCUAAAUAAAUGCAAACUUCUGCUUCCACAUUUGCUUUUAUAAUUCAAUGAAGUUGAAGAAAUGCUUUAUUAGAAGACCAAAAUGAAUUAGAUUUAUGCCGAUGACUACAUUAUGUUCUGACCAACAAUGUAGGUGUAGCUGCACUGUGUUUAAAUAUAAAACGAAGGCCUGGAGACUCUUUGGUUGUUUCCACCCGUUUUACUCUACCUAACGAUUUAACUUUUGAGCCUUGCCUUGUACGGUUAAUUCCUGGAAGUAAAAGAUGAGGGCUGGUGCAGACGGACAUUUUAAACAAGCUUGGCUAGCUACGGUCUCUCUGCUUCUGUUUACAACUUCUCCUUUGAAGUCAUGUAAAGUUAAGUGCCAUGUCGUUUAUAGUACAAUCAGUCCCUGCAGUCCUCUUGACGGCUUAUUAAAACUCCUUACACAGAAGCUGUGAUAUUCUCAGAGGUUACUGACUUCUGAGAGAUGCUCCUCUUGAAGUUGUGUUGUGAUCCGUUCGAGGAGGUUCGGUCCUUCAUUUAUCAAUCACUCAGGGAGUCCUUCAGUUGGCUUUUUCUACACACGUCUCCGAGUGAUCCUUUCACCCAAAGCUGAUUGUGGUGAUGAAGAGUCAAUGACAUUAUUACCAACAUUUACUUUACUGGUGUUUUCUUUUCCUCCUCUCAGUAUCAAUAUUAGCUCUGCUUUGAGUAUCAAUGAAAAAAGGGCUGGGCACAUAUGGGACUGUUUGUAAAGGAGUUAUCGUGAGUAUUGAGUCAAAGUGUUUGUUUAUGAAGUUUCCAUGGAGCCCUGCUGGCUAAUUGCACUGGACAAAUCUGCAGCCCACUCCCCAGCCAGCCCACCCUGCAUCCCGUGACAUGCAUGCGACACGGCCCCUCUUGUGAUUGCAGAGGAGUACCAAUGAUUUUGUAGUUGUGAUACAACACACCCGGCGCUGUAAGAGUUCUGCACAUGCCCACUGUGUGGCCACGUCAAGUGCUGAAGUUUGUUUGCAGCGUCUUAUUUGCUUGCUCUGAAAUUUUAAUAUCGUUUAUCAGCGACUUUAUUAAUAUUGUUGAUAUUAAAACCACAUUUGGUUGUUGUGUUAUUUUUUUCCUUCUCGAUAUUUUUGAAGUUUGCUCAUUUUGGUUAAAUUUAUGAGCUUUCUGUAACUUUUUUAAAAAUCAGACAACAAAGUGUCUGAAUAUUUUAAAUUAUAUGGGGAAAAAAAAAAAUCUUGUUCGUUGAUUGUGAAACAUAAUGAACUGAUGUUUGAAGUAUUCAUGUCUGUAUUAGACAUUUUAUUUGCAAAUCUAUUGUGCGAUUGAAAUGUAAAUUAAUUUUUUAAGAGAUGGUACACAUCUGUCAUUAUAUACAGUCUGGCACCAUCAUUAGAUGGACUUGUAGUAUUAACGCUCAUUUCUACAGCCUGUGAUAAUCAGAUUUAUUUAAAUGUUCCAAAUCCUUGGGGCAGUUGUGCAAUGUCUCAGAGUAGAGAAGGUCUGAUGCUUCUGAGACAAAACCUCUUAAAACGUCCCAAAAAUUAAUAAUACUAUUAGGUAUUCCAUUUAUUUCCUUGGAAAUAUCGCAUUGUGAAAGGUUUCCCUUUUACUUACUGUAUUUGUAAUGCAGAUCUGGAGUAAAGUCUAACCCUAUGGUGGUGAUGAUGAUGAUUUAUGUGCUAUUAAUAAUUGAUGAAGCAGUCUGUGUAUUGUUUUACUGACUGACUGAUUAUUUUCUCUGUUUUUCUGGCUUGUUCAGCAGUAUUGCACUGACCUAGAGACUGGCUGAGCAGGAAACGACUCCUGUGUUGCACUGAGUGUUAUAAUAAGGAACAUUAGAGUAUAUGAAACUGCAUGCUUUAAUAAACUGAGAGCUGUGAAACGUU
Xiphophorus hellerii (green swordtail) is the source of this 8867-nucleotide messenger RNA. RefSeq names its product ring finger and CCCH-type domains 2 (gene rc3h2). Gene Ontology annotation, biological process: protein polyubiquitination; ubiquitin-dependent protein catabolic process; nuclear-transcribed mRNA catabolic process, deadenylation-dependent decay. Gene Ontology annotation, cellular component: cytoplasmic stress granule. NCBI's taxonomy places the organism in Eukaryota, Metazoa, Chordata, Actinopteri, Cyprinodontiformes, Poeciliidae. The coding region runs from base 1035 to 4388 and encodes 1117 amino acids. Gene Ontology annotation, molecular function: double-stranded RNA binding; ubiquitin protein ligase activity; mRNA binding. The transcript is spliced from 20 exons. The record is from RefSeq and is a predicted model, not a curated record.